UUGCAGAAAAUUCAGUAUGACGAACAAGAUGAAUUUGGGAAAGGCUGCCAUCUUGAUCUUUUUAUUCACCACUGCUUUGCUCGUCAGAGCAACAACUGAUAAUGAUGAUGCCGAGGACCUACUAAUCAUUAAGCAGGAGGAUGAUGAUUACGAGCAUGGUGACCUGGCAAGAGUGUUAGCGCAAGCGCGAGGUGACUUGCUGGAGGUGGAGGACCUGCCGCGGCGUUCGCUGCUGCAGGCGGCGGUGCUGGCGGCGGACCUCGUGGACGCGGACGGCGACGGCUUCUUAACGGCGACGGAGAUGCGUGUGGCUCCUUAGCGC
This is a messenger RNA of Hyalella azteca, 322 nucleotides long. RefSeq lists its product as uncharacterized. Bases 17 to 319 code for a protein of 100 amino acids. Gene Ontology annotation, molecular function: calcium ion binding. The transcript has 2 exons. NCBI's taxonomy places the organism in Eukaryota, Metazoa, Arthropoda, Malacostraca, Amphipoda, Hyalellidae. The record is from RefSeq and is a predicted model, not a curated record.